Molecule: messenger RNA, 1525 nt
Organism: Galleria mellonella (greater wax moth)
Lineage: Eukaryota; Metazoa; Arthropoda; Insecta; Lepidoptera; Pyralidae
Gene: JMJD4
Product: 2-oxoglutarate and iron-dependent oxygenase JMJD4
Exons: 2
Coding region: 91-1266 (391 amino acids)
Biological process (GO): positive regulation of translational termination; negative regulation of gene expression; protein hydroxylation
Cellular component (GO): nucleus; cytoplasm
Molecular function (GO): histone H4R3 demethylase activity; sequence-specific DNA binding
Source: RefSeq, a predicted model, not a curated record
CUGAAAUAUCUAUCAUACGGGUAGAAAAUAUUAUGAAAAUGUUUCUUGAGCUUUAGAUAUUUAUUGAAUCGUGGUGUUUAUUUUUAAACUAUGAAAGAAAUUGAAAUUGAACAUUAUGAUUACACAUUCAAAUUCAACUACGACGAUUGUGUUUGUAUGGAAUUGAACAUUAAUGAGUUGCAAUAUGAACAUUUCUUUCAAAAUUAUAUGCAAAAAAAUAUACCUUGCAUUAUUAAAAACGUCAGUUCAACUUGGGAAUGCGCAAAAAAAUGGAUAAAUAAUGGUAUAAUAAAUUAUGAUCACUUCAAUGUUAGUUAUGGUAAUUUAGAAGCACCUGUCGCAGACUGUAAUAAAAUAACAUAUAAUGCACAUUGUAAGAGCAUUAUGAAAGUGAAUGAUUAUAUAAGUUAUUUAAAGAAAAAUGAAAAAGAAAAGCUUCUUUAUCUUAAAGAUUGGCAUCUGAGAAAAAUAAAACCCAAUGAUGGAUUUUAUGAAGUUCCUUUUAUUUUUGCAUCUGAUUGGCUCAAUGAAUAUGCUUUAGAUCAUAAAGAAGAUGACUUUAUGUUUGUAUAUAUUGGUCCAGAAAAGUCAUGGACGCCUUUACAUGUAGAUGUGUAUAAUUCAUAUAGUUGGUCAGUAAAUAUAGUGGGUAGAAAAAAAUGGAUAUUAUUUCCACCACAAGAAGAAGAAAAACUAAAAGAUUCAUUAGGAAAUUUACCAUUACUAUUCAAAUAUGAAAUGUCUGAAGGUAUAAAAUAUUUCGAAAUAAUACAAGAGCAAGGUGAUGCAUUAUUUGUGCCAUCUGGUUGGCACCAUCAAGUAGUUAAUUUGCUAGAUACAAUAUCUGUUAAUCAUAAUUGGAUAAAUGGAUGUAAUUUAGAACUAGUAUUUAAAGCACUACAAAAUAGUUUAGUUUCUGUAGAACAUGAAAUUCAAGAAUUUAGAGAUACUUCUGAAUUUUAUUCUCAGUGUCAAUUGAUAUUGAAAUCACUGUUUGGUAUGGAUGUUACUACUUUCCUAAUUUUUUUGUGUAAUAUUGCUAAAAAGAGACUUACUCAAAUUGGUGGUGAAAAUGAUAUAAUAUUUGGAAAAUAUAAAUUAGGAAAAAAACAUAUAAUGUUUGAUUUAAAUGUUAUAUUAAAAGUUAUAAAUACAAUAUUUGAUCAACACACAUUUUUAAAUAACUAUGUAUCACCCAGUAUUAUUAAAGAUUUUCUCUAUAUAAAAAACUUAAUUUCACAACAUCCAGAUUCCAUUAUGUCUUAAUAAUAUUAUUCAUGAAUAAAUUAGCAUUGGAAUUUAUAAAUUGGACUUCUGACUAGCAUAAACACAGCCUUGCUUAAUUAAAUCAUUAAUUACAUAGUCAUCAUACCCCAAUUCUUUUAACACUUGAAUUGUAUGUUGCCCUGGUUGCGGCAAAGGCUGCAAACCAACUGAUAUUCCAGGCGUAUUUGAUAGCCCUGGGGCUGGCUUGGGUACAAUUGUAUUAUUUGCAUUUCUUUUGAAUAAAUUAUCAGAAAUGUAA